This is a messenger RNA of Hibiscus syriacus, 966 nucleotides long. Its product is annotated as bidirectional sugar transporter SWEET7-like. The record is from RefSeq and is a predicted model, not a curated record. Gene Ontology annotation, biological process: carbohydrate transport. Gene Ontology annotation, cellular component: membrane. The coding region runs from base 50 to 817 and encodes 255 amino acids. Lineage: Eukaryota; Viridiplantae; Streptophyta; Magnoliopsida; Malvales; Malvaceae. The transcript is spliced from 5 exons. Gene Ontology annotation, molecular function: sugar transmembrane transporter activity.
CGCUCUCUUUUGCGCUGUCUCUUCCUCUUUCUUCUCUCUGUUGUCAGUCAUGGUUUCCCACCUUGUCACCACCAGCCGAAAUAUAGUUGGAAUCGCAGGGAAUUUCAUCUCGCUCUUCCUGUUCUUGUCUCCUUUGCCAACUUUUGUUCGAAUAUGGAAGAAAGGGUCGGUAGAGCAGUUCUCCCCGGUGCCAUACCUAGCAACCUUAAUCAAUUGCAUGGUCUGGGUGGUUUACGGUCUGCCGAUGGUGCACCCUAACAGCUCCCUGGUUGUGACCAUCAAUGGCACCGGGACUGCCAUUGAGCUUGCAUAUCUCACCCUCUUCCUCAUCUUUUGUCAUGACAAGAAAAAAAGACUCAAAGUGGUGCUGAUUGUGCUGCUUGAACUCAUUUUCGUCGCGGCUCUCACUGCUCUCGUUCUUAUCGUAGCUCACAACACUCGACGCCGCUCCCUCGUCGUCGGAAUUAUGGCUAUUCUGUUCAAUAUCAUGAUGUACGCCGCCCCUUUAUCCGUCAUGAAACUGGUGAUCACGACGAAAAGUGUGGAGUAUAUGCCGUUUUUCCUCUCAGUGGGUUCCUUCGCCAAUGGUGUUGCUUGGACUACUUACGCUUUCCUCCCUUUCGACCCUUUCAUCGCUGCUUCUAAUGGAUUAGGGACAUUGUUCAGCUUAGCGCAGCUGUUGUUGUACGCCACAUAUUACAAGUCCACAAAGAGAAUAAUAGCAGCAAGGCAAGGGGCCAAGAUGGAGAUGAACCUGUCGGAGGUGGUCUUCAACGGAGACAAUAAUGACCCCAAAAAGACCUCCACAGCACCUUAGUGACCCACCUUUGAGGCAAUAAACAUGGUAAAAUAUACUAUUCGUCACUGAAUUUUACUCUCUCUCUUAUUUUACUCAUUGUACUUUUAAUUUUUUUUAAUUUACUCGCUGAACUUUUGAAUUAUUCCAGUUUUACCCCUAUAUUAUAU